Messenger RNA from Chara braunii, 769 nucleotides. The record is from the annotation of a GenBank genome assembly. NCBI's taxonomy places the organism in Eukaryota, Viridiplantae, Streptophyta, Charophyceae, Charales, Characeae.
CGGGGGCUCGGAGACUCUUCUGGGCGACACAUGAAAGCCAGACUCAAAACAUGGUUACACGACAAUAAAGUGCAGAUUGUGAUGCUUCAAGAAACGAAGCUCGAUGAACCAAAACUGCAACAACUCGCACAUUGGUGGAGGGCAGAUCAGAUCUGGUCCCCAGCGGACGCCACACGGGGAGGGGUUGCCAUUUUGGUGCAUCGCAAUCUGCAGUUAGAGAUCUUGGACCGUGACGCCGAUUUGUGGGGACACUGGGCGUGGAUCGAGGUCUUGAUUGGAGAUCAGCGGUGGAUCUUCAUGAUAGUCUACGUCCCAUCAGAUCCUGGCGAAAGAAGAGCCUUUUUGGAAGAGCUCCCACACCUCAUCCCGCCUGGCCAGAACAUCGUCCUCGCAGGCGACUUCAAUGUCACAAUCCAACCGGGUCUCGACUCUCCAACUCCUUCGCCGCAGAAGCUUGAUGCGCUGACGCUGCAGAACUUCACGGAAGACAACUCCUACAUGGAUGCUUAUCGGCAUACUCACCCCACUGAGCAUGGCUAUACUUGGUUCUCCUCACGGCGUAUUGGGGAUGCCCCACCGCCAAAGAGAAGAUUGGAUCUGCUAUUGACGAAAGGCGCGCCCUGGGAGUCUUUGACAACAGCUGAUGUAAUCAUUGCACCAGGUUCGGAUCACAAGCCUGUGGUAGCAGAAUUCGUCAUGGACACCAAACUUCAGUGAGGACCGGGUAUUUUCAGACUAAAUACAGAUCAUCUCAAUAAUCCGGAGAUAC